Molecule: messenger RNA, 878 nt
Organism: Rhincodon typus (whale shark)
Lineage: Eukaryota; Metazoa; Chordata; Chondrichthyes; Orectolobiformes; Rhincodontidae
Gene: eif3i
Product: eukaryotic translation initiation factor 3, subunit I
Exons: 9
Coding region: 1-807 (268 amino acids)
Biological process (GO): cytoplasmic translational initiation
Cellular component (GO): eukaryotic translation initiation factor 3 complex, eIF3m
Molecular function (GO): translation initiation factor activity; protein binding; RNA binding
Source: RefSeq, a predicted model, not a curated record
AUGACUCAAUCAGGGGAUACAAAACAAGUGUUAACUGGUUCAGCAGAUAACUCAUGCAGACUUUGGGACUGUGAAACAGGGAAGCAGCUUGCUUUUUUUAAAACAAGUUCUGCUGUCAGAACGGGUGGAUUUGACUUCAGUGGAAACAUCAUCAUGUUUACAACUGACAAGCAGAUGGGCUACCAUUGUUACGUCAGCUUCUUUGACAUACGAGACCCUGCUCAAAUAAGUAACAAUGAACCGUAUAUGAAGGUACCAGCCAGUGAGUCAAAAAUAACCAGUGCUGUUUGGGGACCUCUUGGAGAGUUUGUCAUUGCAGGACAUGAAAAUGGUGAAUUAGUACAAUACAGUGCUAAGUCUGGGGAAAUAAUGACAAAAGUAAAAGAACACACCAAACAAAUUAACGACAUUCAAACAUCCUUAGACCUGACCAUGUUUAUCACAGCUUCAAAGGACAGUACUGCUAAGCUGUUUGAUUCUGCAAGUUUUGAACACUUAAAAACAUUCAGGACUGAACGGCCUGUCAAUUCAGCUGCUAUUUCUCCUAUUGUGGAGCAUGUUGUCCUUGGUGGUGGUCAGGAAGCAAUGGAUGUCACAACGACCUCCACUAGAAUUGGCAAGUUUGAGGCUCGAUUUUUCCAUUUGUCAUUUGAAGAGGAGUUCGGUAGAGUGAAGGGUCACUUUGGACCGAUCAACAGUGUGGCUUUCCAUCCUGAUGGGAAAAGUUACAGUAGUGGAGGUGAAGAUGGUUACGUGAGAAUACAUCAUUUUGACCCACAAUAUUUUGAAUUUGAGAUGGAAUUUUGAGGAAAUGAGAGAUCAUUACUUGCAAAUUGUAUUGCAAGAAUUAUUUUGUUAAAUAAAAGUAUACAAAAGAG